AUGUAUUCAAAGAUUUUUAUUUACUGCGUGAUAAUUAUUGCUGUAACCGCGCAUAAACAACCAAAUAUACGUCAGAAUUUUGUUAUUGAUGCUAAUGUUGGCUCUGGUCAUGAUUAUGGGCAUGUACAACCAAGUGAACAACAAGAUCAUGUACACAUAGAUGAAGACUAUGAGGAUCAUCCAAAGUAUGAAUAUAAAUAUGGCGUUGAAGAUCAUCACUCUGGAGAUCAGAAAUCACAUCAUGAAGAACGUGAUGGUGACGUAGUCAAAGGAGAGUAUUCUUUGGUGGAAGCUGAUGGUACUAUUCGUACUGUUAAGUAUACAGCUGAUAAACAAAAUGGCUUCCAAGCUAUUGUAAGCAAAACUGGUCAAAAUGACAAAAAACAAGAUGCAGCCCAACGUGAUCAUGAAUAUCAACCACGUUAUCAAUAA
Molecule: messenger RNA, 432 nt
Organism: Dalotia coriaria
Lineage: Eukaryota; Metazoa; Arthropoda; Insecta; Coleoptera; Staphylinidae
Product: cuticle protein 8-like
Exons: 2
Coding region: 1-432 (143 amino acids)
Cellular component (GO): extracellular matrix
Source: RefSeq, a predicted model, not a curated record